This is a messenger RNA of Acanthamoeba castellanii str. Neff, 894 nucleotides long. RefSeq names its product leucine rich repeat domain containing protein. NCBI's taxonomy places the organism in Eukaryota, Discosea, Longamoebia, Acanthamoebidae. The record is from RefSeq and is a predicted model, not a curated record. The transcript is spliced from 7 exons. Gene Ontology annotation, molecular function: protein binding. The coding region runs from base 1 to 894 and encodes 297 amino acids.
AUGGUGGAGCGCACUUCACCUGAGAUCAUGGUAUGGGACUUCUUUCGCGAGCGCCAAGGUCCAGUGGCGCCUUUGGGCCUGCCUGGCGGCAGCCGCUUGCAGUUCGUCGGCUCCCCGGUGCCGCUGCACAUCAUCCCUUCGCUCAACCCUCCCGUCCACCUCCGAGUUGAAAGGGACGACAUGGAAGCCGAUGACGUCGAAUCGGAGGUGCAGCACUUGGUAGUGGGCACCUUCCACACCAACCUCUAUCACUCGCUCCGAAACGACUGGCCCACCACGCCCAUCGCUCUUACCCGCAGCAAUACGUCGUACCAGCCGUAUGAAGGAGAGGAAGACAAGCACAUCGUGGAUCCGUAUCCGCUAGAGACCAACAAGGUUGUGCUCAACAGCUGCCAGUUCACAGAGUUCCCCUCGGAGCUUGUGGCAACACUUCCUCGCCACAGCAGAUGGACGUCAAAGCCCGUCUUGCACCACCUCGACCUCAGGUUCAACAAAAUUACUGCGAUCCCGGACUCGGUGUUUCAACGGCUGUCGAACAUCCGCGUUUUGAUCUUGUCUAACAACCGCUUCGCGUCCUAUCCUACUGCAAUCACUCACCUCAAGGAUACGCUCGAGUUCUUGGAUAUUGGCGACAACAACAUCCCGAUUAUUCCUCCGGUCAUCGCCGCGCUUACAAACCUGACUUUCUUGCGGCUCUCCAAGAACCCCAUCAAUGAGUCCCCUUUGCCCGAUCAACUUGGUUUGCUGACAAAGCUCCAGAACCUGCGGUUGUACAAAACGGGCAUCAGCGAAGUGCCGCCGUGUGUGACUCGCUUGGUCAACCUGGUACAACACUCGCGACUCCCCGUCUCUGCUGGCCAGCCUAACAGUUGGAGUGGGGAUGCCCGCGAGUAG